Messenger RNA from Miscanthus lutarioriparius, 1191 nucleotides. NCBI's taxonomy places the organism in Eukaryota, Viridiplantae, Streptophyta, Magnoliopsida, Poales, Poaceae. The record is from the annotation of a GenBank genome assembly.
AUGGCGGAACCAGGCGACGCCGUGGCCUUCAUCGGCGACGCCCCCUUCGAGGUCCUCAAGGCGAUCCUCGGCCGGCUGUCGCCCAAGUGGAUCCUCCGCAUGCGCUCGGUCUGCAAGGCGUGGCGCGACAAGCUGUGCAGCAGGGCCCUCCUCGCCCUGCUCCACCGCGAGGAGCCGCCGCGGCCGCUCCUCUGCUUCGACAGCGCCGCCUGCCCCGACCGCUACCUCCGGCUCAGGGACUACCGCGUCGAGUCCCUCGACCUUGGCUCCGACAAGCUGCGCUACGUCUUCCGGUUCCCCAAACGCGAGUUCUACGACUUCGACGACAACGACCUCUGGGGCCGUGACGCUCCCCACAUCGAGGCCUCCCGUGUCGACUUCGAAGGGAUGGAGAACGACGUCGACCGCUUCAGGCAGCAACUCUUUGUCCACGGUUCCCUCGAUGGUUACCUCCUCGUCUCCUUCGCCUUCCAUUCGUACGUCAUCAACCCCGCGACGCGCCGCUGGGUAUGGCUCCCGUAUCUUGAGGAUCUUGGGGACUUGCAAGUGGCCGGGUUCUAUGAGCAUGUCCCUUCCGGCGAUUACCGUGUGCUGUGCGUCACCGGCCGACAUAUCAGAGAAGAAGAACCGACAUGCUGGUACCACGUCCUCCAUGUGAGCCCUGUGCAGCUGCGGUACAUCGGGCGCCCCAUCUCGCCGGCCGCGCCCGAGGACCAAGUGUUACGCUCACAGUUAGCGUACGGGGUGGAGACGCCCUGCAUCUCCCCACCCAUCCAGUUCAAACGCAACCACCACCUGCACUGGCCGCCGCAGGACAUCCAGCAAUACCACAUGCUGGUGUUCGACACAGAGAAAGAGGAGUUCAGCUGGAAGAACCCUCCUCCUGAGAUUGAAGAAGAGAUGAGGCUGCUUGAAUUCCCGAACGGCGACCUCGGCCUGUCCCUCUCCAGGAUGAACAAGCCAACGCUGGAGCUCUGGUGUCUUCAGGAUUACCAGAACGACGUUUGGGUCCCCGUGUACCGGAUUCACCUGGCCCUCCAAGUCCAACAGAUGCCACGACUUCUGCGCCCUCUUGAUUUUUUUUUGGGUUCCAGCUGUUGUCUCACCAGAAGGAGAUAUGCUGAUCUAGUCCCAUCCCAUCCAUGGAUAUCCAAGCAACCAAACGCACCCCAACUGGGUGUUGCACUGUGA